AUGGCAGGAGAUGAGGUGCCGGAGGCAUCCGAGAUGAGGUUACCUGAGUACCACGAAUCCUCGCUCUACCAGCGCCAAGGUCUUCCAUGGUUGAGCGACUCCGCUCAGCCUGUAAUUUAUGCGCAAUGCCGAGGAGAUCCUCACGGUCAGUCUGCGAAAUUAUUCUCGCUGCCUAGCGGCGCUAAGCCCCAGCAAUAG
Molecule: messenger RNA, 198 nt
Organism: Penicillium subrubescens
Lineage: Eukaryota; Fungi; Ascomycota; Eurotiomycetes; Eurotiales; Aspergillaceae
Exons: 2
Coding region: 1-198 (65 amino acids)
Source: RefSeq, a predicted model, not a curated record